AUGUUUAACCUAUCGGAUCUAUCACCCCGCCCCAUUCUCCCGCUUUCCAUCACCCCGCCCGACUCUCCCGCUUUCCAUGACCCCGCCCCAUUCUCCCGUUUUACAUCACCCCGGCUGAUUCUCCCGCUUUCCAUCACCCCGCCCCAUUCUCCCUCUUUCCAUCACCCCGCCCCAUUCUCCCGCUUUCCAUCACCCGCCCAAUUUUCCCGCUUUCCAUCACCCGGCCCCAUUCUCCCGCUUUCCAUCACCCGCCCCAUUCUCCCUCUCACCAUCACCCCACCCCAUUCUCCCUCUUUCCAUCACCCCGCCCCAUUCUCCCGCUUUCCAUCACUCCGCCCCAUUCUCCCUCUUUCCAUCACCCGCCCCAUUCUCCCUUUUUCCAUCACCCGCCCCAUACUCCCGCUUUCCAUCACCCCGCCCCAUUCUCCCUUUUUCCAUCACCCGCCCCAUACUCCCGCUUUCCAUCACCCCGCCCCAUUCUCCCGCUUUCCAUCACCCCGCCCCAUUCUCCAUCUUUCCAUCACCCCGCCCCAUUCUCCCUCUUUCCAUCACCCGCCCCAUUCUCCCGCUUUCCAUCACCCCGCCCCAUUCUUCCGCUUUCCAUCACCCUGCCCCAUUCUCCCGCUUUCCAUCACCAUUCUCCCACUUUCCAGCACCCCGCUCGAUUCUCCCGCUUUCCAUCACCCCGCCCCAUUCUCCCGCUUUCCAGCACCCCGCCCCAUUCUCCUGCUUUCCAUCACCCCGCCCAAUUCUCCCACUUUCCAUCACCCCGCCCCAUUCUCCCUCUUUCCAUCACCCCGCCCCAUUCUCCCGCUUUCCAUCACCCCGCCCCCAUUCUCCCUCUUUCCAUCACCCCGCCCCAUUCUCCCGCUUUCCAGCACCCCGCCCCAUUCUCCCUCUUUCCAUAACCCCGCCCCAUUCUCCCGCUUUCCAUCACCCCGCCCCAUUCUCUCGCUUUCCAUCACUCCGCCCGAUUCUCCCGCUUUCCAUCGCCCCGCCCCAUUCUCCCGCUUUCCAUCGCUCCGCCCCAUUCUCCCGCUUUCCAUCACCCCGCCCCAUUCUCCCUCUUUCCAUCACCCCGCCCUAUUCUCCCGCUUUCCAUCACCCCGCCCCAUUCUCCCGCUUUCCAUCACUCCGCCCCAUUCUCCCGCUUUCCAUCACCCCGCCCCAUUCUCCCGCUUUCCAUCGCCCCGCCCCAUUCUCCCGCUUUCCAUCGCUCCGCCCCAUUCUCCCGCUUUCCAUCACCCCGCCACAUUCUCCCUCUUUCCAUCACCCCGCCCCAUUCUCCCGCUUUCCAUCACUCCGCCCCAUUCUCCCACUUUCCAUCACCCUGCCCCAUUCUCCCUCUUUCCAUCACCCCGCCCCAUUCUCCCGCUUUCCAUCACCGCGCCCGAUUCUCCCGCAUUCCAUCACCCCGCCCAAAUCUCCCGCUUUCCAUCACUCCGCCCCAUUCUCCCGCUUUCCAUCACCCCGCCCCAUUCUCCCGCUUUCCAGCACCCCGCCUCAUUCUCCCGCUUUCCAUCACCCCGCCCGAUUCUCCCGCUUUCCAUCACCCUGCCCCAUUCUCCCGCUUUCCAUCACCACGCCCCAUUCUCCCGCUUUCCAGCACCCCGCCCCAUUCUCCCUCUUUCCAUAACCCCACCCCAUUCUCCCGCUUUCCAUCACCCCGCCCCAUUCUCCCGCUUUCCAUCACUCCGCCCGAUUCUCCGACAUUCCAUCGCCCCGCCCCAUUCUCCUGCUUUCCAGCACCCCGCCCCAUUCUCCCGCCCGAUUCUCCCGCUUUCAAUCACCCCGCCCUAUUCUCCCGCUUUCCAUCGCUCCGCCCCAUUCUCCCGCUUUCCAUCACCCCGCCCCAUUCUCCCUCUUUCCAUCACCCCGCACUAUUCUCCCGCUUUCCAUCACCCGCCCCAUUCUCCCGCUUUCCAUCACCCCGCCAUAUUCUUCCGCUUUCCAUCACCCCGCCCAAUUCUCCCUCUUUCCAUCACCCCGCCCCAUUCUCCCUCUUUCCAUCACCCCGCCCCAUUCCCCCCCUUUCCGUCACCCCGCCCCAUUCUCCCUCUUUCCAGCACCCCGCCCGAUUCUCCCGCUUUCAAUCACCCCGCCCUAUUCUCCCGCUUUCCAUCGCUCCGCCCCAUUCUCCCGCUUUCCAUCACCCCGCCCCAUUCUCCCUCUUUCCAUCACCCCGCCCUAUUCUCCCGCUUUCCAUCACCCGCCCCAUUCUCCCGCUUUCCAUCACCCCGCCAUAUUCUCCCGCUUUCCAUCACCCCGCCCAAUUCUCCCUCUUUCCAUCACCCUGCCCUAUUCUCCCUCUUUCCAUCACCCCGCCCCAUUCUCCCCCUUCCCGUCACCCCGCCCCAUUCUCCCUCUUUCCAGCACCCUGCCCGAUUCUCCCGCUUUCAAUCACCCAGCCCUAUUCUCCCGCUUUCCAUCGCUCCGCCCCAUUCUCCCGCUUUCCAUCACCCCGCCCCAUUCUCCCUCUUUCCAUCACCCCGCCCUAUUCUCCCGCUUUCCAUCACCCGCCCCAUUCUCCCGCUUUCCAUCACCCCGCCAUAUUCUCCCGCUUUCCAUCACCCCGCCCAAUUCUCCCUCUUUCCAUCACCCCGCCCCAUUCUCCCUCUUUCCAUCACCCGCCCCAUUCUCCCCCUUUCCGUCACCCCGCCCCAUUCUCCCUCUUUCCAGCACCCCGCCCCAUUCUCCCGCUUUCCAUCACCCCGCCCCAUUCUCCCGCUUUCCAUCACCCCGCCCAAUUCUCCCGCUUUCCAUCACCCCGCCCAAUUCUCCCGCUUUCCAUCACUCCGCCCCAUUCUCCUGUUUUCCAUCACCCAGCCCCAUUCUCCUGCUUUCCAGCACCCCGCCCGAUUCUCCCGCUUUCAAUCACCCUGCCCUAUUCUCCCGCUUUCCAUCGCUCCGCCCCAUUCUCCCGCUUUCCAUCACCCCGCCCCAUUCUCCCUCUUUCCAUCACCCCGCCCCAUUCUCCCGCUUUCCAUCACCCGCCCCAUUCUCCCGCUUUCCAUCACCCCGCCCCAUUCUCCCGCUUUCCAUCACCCCGCCCCAUUCUCCCUCUUUCCAUCACCCCGCCCCAUUCUCCCUCUUUCCAUCACCCCACCUCAUUCUCCCUCUAUCCGUAACCCCGCCCCAUUCUCUCGCUCUCCAUCACCCCGCCCCAUUCUCCCGCUUUCCAUCACUCCACCCGAUUCUCCCGCUUUCCAUCGCCCCGCUCCAUUCUCCCGCCCGAUUCUCCCGCCUUCCAUCACCCCGCCCCAUUUUCCCUCUUUCCAUCACCCCGCCCUAUUCUCCCGCUUUCCGUCACUCGCCCCAUUCUCCCGCUUUCCAUCGCUCCGCCCCAUUCUCCCGCUUUCCAUCACCCCGCCCCAUUCUCCCUCUUUCCAUCACCCUGCCCUAUUCUCCCACUUUCCGUCACUCGCCCCAUUCUCCCGCUUUCCAUCACCCCGCCAUAUUCUCCCGCUUUCCAUCACCCCGCCCCAUUCUCCCUCUUUCCAUCACCCCGCCCCAUUCUCCCUCUUUCCAUCACCCCGCCCCAUUCUCCCUCUUUCCAGCACCCUGCCCUAUUCUCCCGCAUUCCAUCACCCCGCCCCAUUCUCCCACUUUCCAUCACCCUGCCCCAUUCUCCCUCUUUCCAGCACCCUGCCCCAUUCUCCCGCUUUCCAUCACCCCGCCCCAUUCUCCCACUUUCCAUCACCCUGCCCCAUUCUCCCUCUUUCCAUCACCCCGCCCCAUUCUCCCGCUUUCCAUCACCCCGCCCAAUUCUCCCGCUUUCCAUCACUCCGCCCCAUUCUCCCGCUUUCCAUCACCACGCCCCAUUCUCCCGCUUUCCAGCACCCCGCCCCAUUCUCCCGCUUUCCAUCACCCCGCCCGAUUCUCCCGCUUUCCAUCACUACGCCCCAUUCUCCCGCUUUCUAUCACCCAGCCCCAUUCUCCCGCUUUCCAUCACCCCGCCCCAUUCUCCCUCUUUCCAUCACCCCGCCCCAUUCUCCCGCUUUCCAUCACCCGCCCCAUUCUCCCGCUUUCCAUCACCCCGCCCCAUUCUCCCGCUUUCCAUCACCCCGCCCCAUUCUCCCUCUUUCCAUCACCCCGCCCCAUUCUCCCUCUUUCCAUCACCCCACCUCAUUCUCCCUCUAUCCCACCCCGCCCCAUUCUCCCUCUUUCCAUAACCCCGCCCCAUUCUCCCACUUUCCAUCACCCCGCCCCAUUCUCCCGCUUUCCAUCACUCCACCCGAUUCUCCCACUUUCCAUCGCCCCGCCCCAUUAUCCCGCCCGAUUCUCCCGCUUUCCAUCACCCCGCCCCAUUCUCCCGCUUUCCAUCGCUCCGCCCCAUUCUCCCACUUUCCAUCACCCCGCCCCAUUCUCCUGCUUUCCAGCACCCCGCCCCAUUCUCCCGCCCGAUUCUCCCGCUUUCCAUCACCCCGCCCCAUUCUCCCACUUUCCAUCGCUCCGCCCCAUUCUCCCACUUUCCAUCACCCCGCCCCAUUCUCCCGCUUUCCAUCACCCCGCCCCAUUCUCCCGCUUUCCAUCACUCCGCCCGAUUCUCCCACUUUCCAUCGCCCCGCCCCAUUCUCCCGAUUUCAAGCACCCCGCCCCAUUCUCCCGCCCGAUUCUCCUGCUUUCCAUCACUCCGCCCCAUUCUCCCGCUUUCCAUUACCCCGCCCCUUUCUACCGCUUUCCAUCACCCCGCCCCAUUCUCCCGCUUUCCAUCACCCCGCCCCAUUCUCCCACUUUCCAUCACCCUGCCCCAUUCUCCCUCUUUCCAUAACCCCGCCCCAUUCUCCCACUUUCCAUCACCCCGCCCCAUUCUCCCGCUUUCCAUCACUCCACCCGAUUCUCCCACUUUCCAUCGCCCCGCCCCAUUCUCCCACUUUCCAGCACCCCACCCCAUUCUCCCGCCCGAUUCUCCCGCUUUCCAUCACCCCACCCCAUUCUCCCGCUUUCCAUCGCUCCGCCCCAUUCUCCCACUUUCCAUCACCCCGCCCCAUUCUCCCGCUUUCCAUCAACCCGCCCCAUUCUCCCGCUUUCCAUCACUCCGCCCGAUUCUCCCACUUUCCAUCGCCCCGCCCCAUUCUCCUGCUUUCCAGCACCCCGCCCCAUUCUCCCGCCCGAUUCUCCCGCUUUCCAUCACCCCGCCCCAUUCUCCCGCUUUCCAUCGCUCCGCCCCAUUCUCCCACUUUCCAUCACCCCGCCCCAUUCUCCCGCUUUCCAUCACCCCGCCCCAUUCUCCCGCUUUCCAUCACUCCGCCCCAUUCUCCCACUUUCCAUCGCCCCGCCCCAUUCUCCCGAUUUCAAGCACCCCGCCCCAUUCUCCCGCCCGAUUCUCCCGCUUUCCAUCACUCCGCCCCAUUCUCCCGCUUUCCAUUACCCCGCCCCUUUCUACCGCUUUCCAUCACCCCGCCCCAUUCUCCCGCUUUCCAUCACCCCGCCCCAUUCUCCCACUUUCCAUCACCCUGCCCCAUUCUCCCUCUUUCCAUCACCCUGCCCCAUUCUCCCGCUUUCCAUCACCCCGCCCAAUUCUCCCGCUUUCCAUCACCAAGCCCCAUUCUCCCGCUUUCCAUCACCCCGCCCAAUUCUCCCGCUUUCCAUCACUCCGCCCCAUUCUCCCGCUUUCCAUCACCACGCUCCAUUCUCCCGCUUUCCAGCACCCCGCCCCAUUCUCCCGCUUUCCAUCACCCCGCCCGAUUCUCCCGCUUUCUAUCACCCCGCCCCAUUCUCCCGCUUUCCAUCACCCCGCCCCAUUCUCCCGGUUUCCAUCACCCCGCCCCAUUCUCCCUCUUUCCAUCACCCCGCCACAUUCUCCAGCUUUCCAUCACCCUCCCAUUCUCCCGCUUUUCAUCACCCCGCCCCAUUCUCCUGCAUUCCAUCACCCCGCCCCAUUCUCCCUCUUUCCAUCACCCCGCCCCAUUCUCCCUCUUUCCAUCACCGCGCCUCAUUCUCCCUCUAUCCGUAACCCCGCCCCAUUCUCCCGCUUUCCAUCACCCUACCCCAUUCUCCCGCUUUCCAUCACUUGCUCCAUUCUCCCUCUUUCCAUCACCCCGCCCCAUUCUCCCUCUUUCCAUCACCCCGCCCGAUUCUCCCAUUUUCCAUCACCCGCCCCAUUCUCCCUCUUUCCAUCACCCCGUCCGAUUCUCCUGCUUUCCAUCACCCCACCCUAUUCUCCCUCUUUCCAUCACCUCGCCCGAUUCUCCCGCUUUCCAUCACCCCGCCCUAUUCUCCCGCUUUCCAUCACCCCGCCCCAUUCUCCCUCUUUCCAUCACCCUGCCCCAUUCUCCCUCUUUCCAUCACCCCGCCCCAUUCUCCCGCUUUCCAUCACCCCGCCCCAUUCUCUCGCUUUCCAUCACUCCGCCCGAUUCUCCCGCUUUCCAUCGCCCCGCCCCAUUCUCCCGCUUUCCAUCGCUCCGCCCCAUUCUCCCGCUUUCCAUCACCCCGCCCCAUUCUCCCUCUUUCCAUCACCCCGCCCUAUUCUCCCGCUUUCCAUCACCCCGCCCCAUUCUCCUGCUUUCCAUCACUCCGCCCCAUUCUCCCGCUUUCCAUCACCCCGCCCCAUUCUCCCGCUUUCCAUCGCCCCGCCCCAUUCUCCCGCUUUCCAUCGCUCCGCCCCAUUCUCCCGCUUUCCAUCACCCCGCCACAUUCUCCCUCUUUCCAUCACCCCGCCCCAUUCUCCCUCUUUCCAGCACCCCGCCCCAUUCUCCCGCUUUCCAUCACUCCGCCCCAUUCUCCCACUUUCCAUCACCCUGCCCCAUUCUCCCUCUUUCCAUCACCCCGCCCCAUUCUCCCGCUUUCCAUCACCGCGCCCGAUUCUCCCGCAUUCCAUCACCCCGCCCAAAUCUCCCGCUUUCCAUCACUCCGCCCCAUUCUCCCGCUUUCCAUCACCCCGCCCCAUUCUCCCGCUUUCCAGCACCCCGCCUCAUUCUCCCGCUUUCCAUCACCCCGCCCGAUUCUCCCGCUUUCCAUCACCCUGCCCCAUUCUCCCGCUUUCCAUCACCACGCCCCAUUCUCCCGCUUUCCAGCACCCCGCCCCAUUCUCCCUCUUUCCAUAACCCCACCCCAUUCUCCCGCUUUCCAUCACCCCGCCCCAUUCUCCCGCUUUCCAUCACUCCGCCCGAUUCUCCGACAUUCCAUCGCCCCGCCCCAUUCUCCCGCUUUCCAGCACCCCGCCCCAUUCUCCCGCCCGAUUCUCCCGCUUUCAAUCACCCCGCCCUAUUCUCCCGCUUUCCAUCGCUCCGCCCCAUUCUCCCGCUUUCCAUCACCCCGCCCCAUUCUCCCUCUUUCCAUCACCCCGCCCUAUUCUCCCGCUUUCCAUCACCCGCCCCAUUCUCCCGCUUUCCAUCACCCCGCCAUAUUCUCCCGCUUUCCAUCACCCCGCCCAAUUCUCCCUCUUUCCAUCACCCCGCCCCAUUCUCCCUCUUUCCAUCACCCCGCCCCAUUCUCCCCCUUUCCGUCACCCCGCCCCAUUCUCCCUCUUUCCAUCACCCCGCCCCAUUCUCCCUCUUUCCAUCACCCCGCCCCAUUCUCCCCCUUUCCGUCACCCCGCCCCAUUCUCCCUCUUUCCAGCACCCCGCCCAAUUCUCCCGCUUUCAAUCACCCCGCCCUAUUCUCCCGCUUUCCAUCGCUCCGCCCCAUUCUCCCGCUUUCCAUCACCCCGCCCCAUUCUCCCUCUUUCCAUCACCCCGCCCUAUUCUCCCGCUUUCCAUCACCCGCCCCAUUCUCCCGCUUUCCAUCACCCCGCCAUAUUCUCCCGCUUUCCAUCACCCCGCCCAAUUCUCCCUCUUUCCAUCACCCUGCCCUAUUCUCCCUCUUUCCAUCACCCCGCCCCAUUCUCCCCCUUGCCCCCUAUUCUCCCGCUUUCCAUCGCUCCGCCCCAUUCUCCCGCUUUCCAUCACCCCGCCCCAUUCUCCCUCUUUCCAUCACCCCGCCCUAUUCUCCCGCUUUCCAUCACCCGCCCCAUUCUCCCGCUUUCCAUCACCCCGCCAUAUUCUCCCGCUUUCCAUCACCCCGCCCAAUUCUCCCUCUUUCCAUCACCCCGCCCCAUUCUCCCUCUUUCCAUCACCCGCCCCAUUCUCCCCCUUUCCGUCACCCCGCCCCAUUCUCCCUCUUUCCAGCACCCCGCCCCAUUCUCCCGCUUUCCAUCACCCCGCCCCAUUCUCCCGCUUUCCAUCACCCCGCCCAAUUCUCCCGCUUUCCAUCACCCCGCCCAAUUCUCCCGCUUUCCAUCACUCCGCCCCAUUCUCCUGUUUUCCAUCACCCAGCCCCAUUCUCCUGCUUUCCAGCACCCCGCCCGAUUCUCCCGCUUUCAAUCACCCUGCCCUAUUCUCCCGCUUUCCAUCGCUCCGCCCCAUUCUCCCGCUUUCCAUCACCCCGCCCCAUUCUCCCUCUUUCCAUCACCCCGCCCCAUUCUCCCGCUUUCCAUCACCCGCCCCAUUCUCUCGCUUUCCAUCACCCCGCCCCAUUCUCCCGCUUUCCAUCACCCCGCCCCAUUCUCCCUCUUUCCAUCACCCUGCCCCAUUCUCCCUCUUUCCAUCACCCCACCUCAUUCUCCCUCUAUCCGUAACCCCGCCCCAUUCUCUCGCUCUCCAUCACCCCGCCCCAUUCUCCCGCUUUCCAUCACUCCACCCGAUUCUCCCGCUUUCCAUCGCCCCGCUCCAUUCUCCCGCCCGAUUCUCCCGCUUUCCAUCACCCCGCCCCAUUUUCCCUCUUUCCAUCACCCCGCCCUAUUCUCCCGCUUUCCGUCACUCGCCCCAUUCUCCCGCUUUCCAUCGCUCCGCCCCAUUCUCCCGCUUUCCAUCACCCCGCCCCAUUCUCCCUCUUUCCAUCACCCUGCCCUAUUCUCCCACUUUCCGUCACUCGCCCCAUUCUCCCGCUUUCCAUCACCCCGCCAUAUUCUCCCGCUUUCCAUCACCCCGCCCCAUUCUCCCUCUUUCCAUCACCCCGCCCCAUUCUCCCUCUUUCCAUCACCCCGCCCCAUUCUCCCUCUUUCCAGCACCCUGCCCUAUUCUCCCGCAUUCCAUCACCCCGCCCCAUUCUCCCACUUUCCAUCACCCUGCCCCAUUCUCCCUCUUUCCAGCACCCUGCUCCAUUCUCCCGCUUUCCAUCACCCCGCCCCAUUCUCCCACUUUCCAUCACCCUGCCCCAUUCUCCCUCUUUCCAUCACCCUGCCCCAUUCUCCCGCUUUCCAUCACCCCGCCCAAUUCUCCCGCUUUCCAUCACUCCGCCCCAUUCUCCCGCUUUCCAUCACCACGCCCCAUUCUCCCGCUUUCCAGCACCCCGCCCCAUUCUCCCGCUUUCCAUCACCCCGCCCGAUUCUCCCGCUUUCCAUCACUACGCCCCAUUCUCCCGCUUUCUAUCACCCAGCCCCAUUCUCCCGCUUUCCAUCACCCCGCCCCAUUCUCCCGCUUUCCAUCACCCGCCCCAUUCUCUUGCUUUCCAUCACCCCGCCCCAUUCUCCCGCUUUCCAUCACCCCGCCCCAUUCUCCCUCUUUCCAUCACCCCGCCCCAUUCUCCCUCUUUCCAUCACCCCACCUCAUUCUCCCUCUAUCCCACACUGCCCUAUUCUCCCGCAUUCCAUCACCCCGCCCCAUUCUCCCACUUUCCAUCACCCUGCCCCAUUCUCCCUCUUUCCAGCACCCUGCCCCAUUCUCCCGCUUUCCAUCACCCCACCCCAUUCUCCCACUUUCCAUCACCCUGCCCCAUUCUCCCUCUUUCCAUCACCCCGCCCCAUUCUCCCGCUUUCCAUCACCCCGCCCAAUUCUCCCGCUUUCCAUCACUCCGCCCCAUUCUCCCGCUUUCCAUCACCACGCCCCAUUCUCCCGCUUUCCAGCACCCCGCCCCAUUCUCCCGCUUUCCAUCACCCCGCCCGAUUCUCCCGCUUUCCAUCACCCCGCCCCAUUCUCCCGCUUUCCAUCACCACGCCCCAUUCUCCCGCUUUCCAGCACCCCGCCCCAUUCUCCCUCUUUCCAUAACCCCGCCCCAUUCUCCCACUUUCCAUCACCCCGCCCCAUUCUCCCGCUUUCCAUCACUCCACCCGAUUCUCCCACUUUCCAUCGCCCCGCCCCAUUCUCCCGCCCGAUUCUCCCGCUUUCCAUCACCCCGCCCCAUUCUCCCGCUUUCCAUCGCUCCGCCCCAUUCUCCCACUUUCCAUCACCCCGCCCCAUUCUCCCGCUUUCCAUCAACCCGCCCCAUUCUCCCGCUUUCCAUCACUCCGCCCGAUUCUCCCACUUUCCAUCGCCCCGCCCCAUUCUCCUGCUUUCCAGCACCCCGCCCCAUUCUCCCGCCCGAUUCUCCCGCUUUCCAUCACCCCGCCCCAUUCUCCCGCUUUCCAUCGCUCCGCCCCAUUCUCCCACUUUCCAUCACCCCGCCCCAUUCUCCCGCUUUCCAUCACCCCGCCCCAUUCUCCCGCUUUCCAUCACUCCGCCCGAUUCUCCCACUUUCCAUCGCCCCGCCCCAUUCUCCCGAUUUCAAGCACCCCGCCCCAUUCUCCCGCCCGAUUCUCCCGCUUUCCAUCACUCCGCCCCAUUCUCCCGCUUUCCAUUACCCCGCCCCUUUCUACCGCUUUCCAUCACCCCGCCCCAUUCUCCCGCUUUCCAUCACCCCGCCCCAUUCUCCCACUUUCCAUCACCCUGCCCCAUUCUCCCUCUUUCCAUAACCCCGCCCCAUUCUCCCACUUUCCAUCACCCCGCCCCAUUCUCCCGCUUUCCAUCACUCCACCCGAUUCUCCCACUUUCCAUCGCCCCGCCCCAUUCUCCCACUUUCCAGCACCCCACCCCAUUCUCCCGCCCGAUUCUCCCGCUUUCCAUCACCCCGCCCCAUUCUCCCGCUUUCCAUCGCUCCGCCCCAUUCUCCCACUUUCCAUCACCCCGCCCCAUUCUCCCGCUUUCCAUCAACCCGCCCCAUUCUCCCGCUUUCCAUCACUCCGCCCGAUUCUCCCACUUUCCAUCGCCCCGCCCCAUUCUCCUGCUUUCCAGCACCCCGCCCCAUUCUCCCGCCCGAUUCUCCCGCUUUCCAUCACCCCGCCCCAUUCUCCCGCUUUCCAUCGCUCCGCCCCAUUCUCCCACUUUCCAUCACCCCGCCCCAUUCUCCCGCUUUCCAUCACCCCGCCCCAUUCUCCCGCUUUCCAUCACUCCGCCCGAUUCUCCCACUUUCCAUCGCCCCGCCCCAUUCUCCCGAUUUCAAGCACCCCGCCCCAUUCUCCCGCCCGAUUCUCCCGCUUUCCAUCACUCCGCCCCAUUCUCCCGCUUUCCAUUACCCCGCCCCUUUCUACCGCUUUCCAUCACCCCGCCCCAUUCUCCCGCUUUCCAUCACCCCGCCCCAUUCUCCCACUUUCCAUCACCCUGCCCCAUUCUCCCUCUUUCCAUCACCCUGCCCCAUUCUCCCGCUUUCCAUCACCCCGCCCAAUUCUCCCGCUUUCCAUCACCCCGCCCCAUUCUCCCGCUUUCCAUCACCCCGCCCAAUUCUCCCGCUUUCCAUCACUCCGCCCCAUUCUCCCGCUUUCCAUCACCCCGCUCCAUUCUCCCGCUUUCCAGCACCCCGCCCCAUUCUCCCGCUUUCCAUCACCCCGCCCGAUUCUCCCGCUUUCUAUCACCCCGCCCCAUUCUCCCGCUUUCCAUCACCCCGCCCCAUUCUCCCGGUUUCCAUCACCCCGCCCCAUUCUCCCUCUUUCCAUCACCCCGCCACAUUCUCCCGCUUUCCAUCACCCUCCCAUUCUCCCGCUUUUCAUCACCCCGCCCCAUUCUCCUGCAUUCCAUCACCCCGCCCCAUUCUCCCUCUUUCCAUCACCCCGCCCCAUUCUCCCUCUUUCCAUCACCGCGCCUCAUUCUCCCUCUAUCCGUAACCCCGCCCCAUUCUCCCGCUUUCCAUCACCCUACCCCAUUCUCCCGCUUUCCAUCACUUGCUCCAUUCUCCCUCUUUCCAUCACCUCGCCCCAUUCUCCCUCUUUCCAUCACCCCGCCCGAUUCUCCCAUUUUCCAUCACCCGCCCCAUUCUCCCUCUUUCCAUCACCCCGUCCGAUUCUCCUGCUUUCCAUCACCCCACCCCAUUCUCCCUCUUUCCAUCACCUCGCCCGAUUCUCCCGCUUUCCAUCACCCCGCCCUAUUCUCCCGCUUUCCAUCACCCCGCCCCAUUCUCCCUCUUUCCAUCACCCCGCCCCAUUCUCCCUCUUUCCAUCACCCCGCCCCAUUCUCCCGCUUUCCAUCACCCCGCCCCAUUCUCCCUCAUUCCAUCACCCUGCCCCAUUCUCCCUCUUUCCAUCACCCCGCCCCAUUCUCCCUCUUUCCAUCACCCCGCCCUGUUCUCCCGCUUUCCAUCACGCCGCCAAAUUCUCCCUCAUUCCAUCACCCCGCCUCAUUCUCCCUCUUUCCAUCACCCCGCCCCAUUCUCCCUCUUUCCAUCACCCCGCCCCAUUCUCCCGCUUUCCAUCACCCCGCCCCCUUCUCCCUCUUUCCAUAA
Molecule: messenger RNA, 12447 nt
Organism: Closterium sp. Naga37s-1
Lineage: Eukaryota; Viridiplantae; Streptophyta; Zygnematophyceae; Desmidiales; Closteriaceae
Source: the annotation of a GenBank genome assembly